Messenger RNA from Chrysochloris asiatica (Cape golden mole), 1834 nucleotides. It is a transcript of the gene PELI3, whose product is annotated as pellino E3 ubiquitin protein ligase family member 3. NCBI's taxonomy places the organism in Eukaryota, Metazoa, Chordata, Mammalia, Afrosoricida, Chrysochloridae. Gene Ontology annotation, molecular function: protein binding; ubiquitin protein ligase activity. Gene Ontology annotation, biological process: regulation of Toll signaling pathway; protein K63-linked ubiquitination. The record is from RefSeq and is a predicted model, not a curated record. The transcript is spliced from 7 exons. The coding region runs from base 1 to 1407 and encodes 468 amino acids.
AUGGUGCUGGAAGGAAACCCUGAAGUUGGGUCCCCCCGAACUUCAGACCUCCGCCACCCUGGGCACAAGGGCUCUUGUGUCCUCUCAUCUGGUGAAGACGCCCAGCCCGGCCAAGAAUCCAUCAAGUAUGGUGAACUCAUCGUCCUGGGAUGCUGUGAGAAAGGAGGUGAGGAAACCGAGGCUCAGAGAGGGGAAGUGACUGGCCCAAGGGCACACAGCUGUUACAAUGGGUGUCUGGCAAGCGGGGACAAGGGCCGCCGGCGAAGUCGCCUGGCACUGAGCCGCCGGUCGCAUGCCAAUGGGGUGAAACCAGAUGUCAUGCAUCACAUCUCCACACCACUCGUCUCGAAGGCACUGAGUAACCGGGGCCAGCACAGCAUCUCCUACACACUGUCCCGGAGCCACUCAGUCAUAGUGGAGUACACGCAUGACAGCGACACAGACAUGUUCCAGAUUGGCCGUUCCACUGAGAAUAUGAUCGACUUUGUGGUGACAGACACAUCCCCUGGAGGAGGGGCUGGAGAGGGUCCCUCUGCCCAGAGCACCAUCUCCCGCUACGCUUGCCGCAUCCUCUGUGACCGAAGGCCGCCUUACACUGCCCGCAUCUAUGCCGCUGGCUUUGAUGCCUCCAGCAACAUUUUUCUUGGAGAACGGGCCGCCAAAUGGCGGACACCCGAUGGCCUGAUGGAUGGUCUGACCACUAACGGGGUUCUGGUGAUGCACCCAGCCGGCGGCUUCUCCGAGGACUCAGCCCCGGGUGUCUGGCGGGAGAUCUCAGUCUGCGGGAAUGUGUACACGCUGCGGGACAGUCGCUCAGCCCAGCAGCGGGGGAAGCUGGUGGAAAACGAGUCCAACGUGCUGCGGGACGGUUCGCUCAUCGACCUGUGCGGGGCCACGCUGCUGUGGCGCACGCCAGCCGGGCUGCUGCGGGCACCCACGCUGAAGCAGCUGGAGGCCCAGCGGCAGGAGGCUAACGCAGCGCGGCCCCAAUGCCCGGUGGGCCUCAGCACCCUGGCUUUCCCCAGCCCCGCCCGGGGCCGCACGGCCCCCGACAAGCAACAGCCCUGGGUCUAUGUCCGCUGCGGCCACGUCCAUGGUUACCACGGCUGGGGCUGUCGGCGGGAGCGGGGCCCGCAGGAGCGUGAGUGUCCACUCUGUCGCCUUGUGGGGCCCUAUGUGCCGCUGUGGCUCGGCCAGGAGGCUGGCCUCUGCCUGGACCCCGGGCCACCCAGCCACGCCUUUGCACCCUGUGGCCACGUCUGCUCCGAGAAGACUGCCCGCUACUGGGCCCAGACACCACUGCCCCACGGCACCCACGCUUUCCACGCUGCCUGCCCCUUCUGUGGGGCGUGGCUGACCGGCGAGCACGGCUGCAUCCGCCUCAUUUUCCAGGGGCCGCUGGACUAGGCUUCCUGGGGCCUCCUGCCGCUGCGCCUGCUACCCACUAAGGGCACCCACUUGCUGCAGCCCAGAGGAGUUCUGCAUGUGGGACCCGACCUGCUGGCAAACAGCUACCCUAGAUGGACAUGUUGGAUGGGCUGUGCGCCUUCCCACUGAAUGGGUCCCUGAGAUCCCUACCCCAGUUACACAAAUGGGGCUUGGCAACAGCUCUGCCCCAGAUUCAUGGAGGGUGGCCCCCCAUGCCUCUGUUCUUCCUGGGGCAUCCCCCCUUAUGCCGCCUACACUGUGCCCCGGGGGAGUGAAGGGGCCCAGGGGCCCUUGACCCCAGUUCAGGCUGGCUACACCCUGAGCAAGCUGACCCGGUUCCAGACACUCAACCUUCCUGCCGCUGCCCUGGGUUCCUCUAUAAACCGUGCUGCUCAGCUGCCCUCAC